Messenger RNA from Mesocestoides corti, 264 nucleotides. The record is from the annotation of a GenBank genome assembly. NCBI's taxonomy places the organism in Eukaryota, Metazoa, Platyhelminthes, Cestoda, Cyclophyllidea, Mesocestoididae.
AUGCAGAAAUUGACGGAUGAAUUUCUCGCCAGCUGUCCGGGCACAUUUCCUAAUGCUGACAGGAAUCCACAGUACAGGGAUGUCGAUUACAUUGUAUCCUCCACAGAGGCAGACAAACCACAAUUUGCUGCGAAAGUGUGCAAAUUAGGCGAGGUCUACUACGAUUUUGAUAAGAACACCGGCAGGGGCGACUGCGACCAGAAUAAACAGACUACCGGUGUCCACCUUGCUCUUGCCAAUGUACAUUCUACUUUUGUGCAUUGA